Molecule: messenger RNA, 4252 nt
Organism: Stegastes partitus (bicolor damselfish)
Lineage: Eukaryota; Metazoa; Chordata; Actinopteri; Pomacentridae
Gene: fam114a1
Product: family with sequence similarity 114 member A1
Exons: 13
Coding region: 32-1867 (611 amino acids)
Source: RefSeq, a predicted model, not a curated record
AACAGGAGCCGCUGGCACUGAACGGAUCACCAUGUCCCAGGCUGCCUCCUCUGACGUAGACCUCUCCACGGACCCCACUCCUCCACCUGCCCAGCCCCACCAUGCUGAACCCGGUUCAGACGUCCCAGCAACCCUCACGCCUCCAUCGCCCCCACUGCAGCCUCCUUUAAUCCCCGAGAGUGUCGUGCUCCCACACUCCAACGAGGAGAUGGCCAAAGAGGACCAUGCCACUAAAACUGAUAUCUCAGGGGAAAGUCAGGUGGACCAACCAGAGCCUCCUGCUGAGAGUCAGGUGAUUGAAUGCGACCAACCAGUGAGCCUGGAGCCGGACAACGAGGCCACAGAGGAGGAUGCGGAGAGUUCUCUUCAUGAGCAAGAAAAAGGUUGGGGAGGCUGGAGUUCAUGGGGAAAAUCUCUUCUGAGCAGCGCCACCUCUACUGUGGGCCAGAGCCUGACCUCAGUUAAGGUGAAGGCAGGAGAGGCUCUUCGUCUCCACAGGACCUCAGUAGGAGAGGAGGCACAAGAAGAGGAGGACGGAGCAGAGGAGCAGCAAGAGGGAGGAGGCGAGAGUGGAGAGGCAAACAUGUCCAGCUCUGGGGAGUCGUCUUCUCCGAGUGCUGCUGCAGCUUCGAGCAGAGGAGUUUUCUCUACUAUCACACACGCUGUGCAAAACACUGGUAAGUCGGUGAUCAGUGGAGGUCUGGAUGCUUUGGAGUUCAUUGGAAAGAAAACCAUGAUUGUUCUAGCUGAAAGUGACCCAGGAUUCAAAAAGACCAAAACCCUGAUGCAGAAAACUGCUUCGCUGAGUCAGAUGCUGAAGGAAGCCAAGGAGAAGGAGAGGGCACGUCUGAGCAAUCAACCAAUCAGUGCACCAACAGCUCACUACGGUAUUCUGUUUGAUGACUACCAAGGUUUGUCGCACCUCGAGGCCCUGGAGAUCCUGUCCAAUGAGAGCGAGGCAAAGGUCCAAGCCUUUCUCUCCUCUCUGGCGGAAGAGGAGCAGGAGGAGGUGAAGAAGGAGCUGAUUUUCAUCAAAGAGAUUUUCAUCAAGCAAGAGGAGGAGGAGGAGGAGGAAGGACAAGAAAAAGAAGGAGAAGGAGAAGGACUGACGAAGGAUAACGGUGAUCUAAGUUCCCAAUUACACUGUUCUACCCCCUUAUCUGCUGACGGCGAAGAGUUUGUGAGUGUUCUCACUGAGCUGCUGUUUGAGCUUCAUGUUGCUGCCACACCAGACAAACUCAACAAGGCACGAAUGAGGGCCCAUGAUUGGGUGAGCGAGGUGGAACAGCCUGUCACUGCGGAGACAGUUGGCAGGGAAACGGAGGACCAGCCAGGAGGAGAGGCCUCGCCAGUGGAGAACAAAAAGGUGGAGACGAAGAAAGACGAAGAGGAGCAGGGGGAGAAGAAGAGUGAGGGGGAGGAUACAGAGGCAGGAGAGGGGGAAAAGAAAGAGAGCGACCCCAGAUCUGUAGAGGCUGUCUACCUGUCAUCAGUCGGCAGUCUGGCAGAAGUGACGGCUCGCAGUAUUGAGCAGCUCCACAAGGUGGCAGAGCUCAUCCUCCAUGGUCAGGAGCUAGAGAAACCUGCCAGAGACCAGGCUCACAUCCUCACCAGGCUGACAUGUGCCAUGUGUAAGGAGGUGGACUGUUUGGCCAAGAAGUUCUCUGAUACUCUGCUUCUUGUCGGGGGCCAGAGGAAAGCAGAGGACUUGAAUCCACUGGUCGAUAGUGUGCUGCUAGAGGGCUCCAACAGUACCAAUUACAUCCAUAAUGCAUUCCAGCUGCUGCUGCCAAUCCUGCAGAUCUCCCACAUCCAGAGUCAACACUGCAGACCCUCCACAGAUCCAGCAGCACAGAUACAACAUUAACACACACACAAACACACACACACACUACCUGCUCACCUGCUUGUCUUAAUGUAUCUAUUGUUGUACAGAAAACUAUAGAGAAUAGACAUUUCACAUUAAGUGCUUUUACCUACAUCAAGUGCCAAACAGUAGCAACAGACAGAAGAUAUUGUUAUAUAUGGCGAAUACAUAGAGAGAAUAUAGUCUUAAUGACAGCAAUUUAAUGAAUAGAUACAUCCAGAAGUGUCACACAUGCAGAAUGUUGGUGUGUCUCUACCACCUUGUAUCUCCAAAAGUUAUUUUGUCUGUUUUGCAGUUGAUAUUUUUACAUUAAAGAACCAAACGGUGUUCAGUUCAGCAUAACAAACAACAGAUAUCAUCUCCAAAAGCUGAACCCAAAAAGAAAAAUUACUGAUUGUACUGAAGGGACUCUACAUUAAUGUAUAUUAAGCUUUCUUUGCACUCUUUAUGAACCGUUGUGAUUACAGCAGAAAGAGAAUUGAUUAACACUAGAGAAGUGUUUGUUUAGUUUAACUGUUUUAAUCUGGUUUGAGACAAAAUGCCAGUAUUAUUAAUUCUACUCAGUAGUUUCUUGGUUGUUUUGUUUAUGUGUUAAAUUAUAUGAAGCAACACUACCUUACAUUUCAUUUACAUCUAGUUUGGUUUAAAAGUGUCCUUUUACCUUUUUGCUUCGAUUAAAGGUGCAACCUAAAUGAAUUCAUCUCUACUUAAUUGUGUGCAGUUGCACUCCAAACAGUAGUGCAACAUGAUGAGACUCUUGUUUAUUCUGUUUCUGCGAAGAAUUGGAAAAGUCAUACCACUUUAUGUACAUUAAACAUGAAGCUACAACUAGUUAGCUUAGGAUGAAGAAUGUAAACGAGGCGAACAGCUUGCUUGGCUGCAUGUGGCCCAAAAAUAGUGUGAAAUACAAAAUAUUAUUAACAAAAGUUUUAGUAGCUCCUGUAAAGCCACAAAGGGUCAUUUUGAAAUCAAUAUGCUGAAGUUGUUAGCAAAUAGUUUCUUGUUUACACAUCUAGCAGUUGAGGAGCAGCAUUACAAAUGAAGUGCAAUAUUCGUUCAUUGUUAGCUCGGUUUUUGGUCUCUGCCGAUUCGUGAGGGAUGCAUCUGGGUUUUAACUGCUGAAUAUUCUAUUAUUUUAAUCAGCUAGUUACUGGUCAAUGAGCUAAAACUCACUAUAAAGGUUUGUAAGGCCAAUUAUAGCUGGAAAUUCAGGUGCUAAUUCCCUACAAGCCACCUCUGCUAUAUUGUCACAUUGUUUUUACAUUGACAUUUCACGCAUAAUUGUUAUAAAUAUAUGAAUUGUAGUGGCUUAAAUACACAAGUUAUUUGGGUAAUAUGUCAACAUGUGAGCUUUACAGGUGUUGCUUGGGAAUUUUGUUUUGUUUUUUUGGACAAAGCCAAGCCAGCUAUUUCGUCCUCUUUCCAGUCUUUAUGCAGGGUUGCCAGGUCUGUAUGACAAAACCAGCAAAAUGUCUAAUGAAAACCUGAACAGUAACAAAACUCAAAACAUGCAGUGAUAGAGAGCUUUAUAGUACAGGGGUGGUGUCUUGCCAUGUGUGUAGGUGCUGAUCUGAUUUGGAAUCGGUUUGUCUAAUUUGCAUAUAAAUUAGUUAUUUCAUUCAAAAUGUGGAUUUGUAUUCAGACUGUAGAGAUAAUUCAUGUUAUUUCCAUGUAAUAUGGGUUCACCCGACCUGUGGAAAAAGAACUGAACACUUCAGAAAUGGCCCAAUUCUGCAGGAAAACCACAGACCUGGCAACCCAGUCUUGCUAAGUUGAAUCUUUUCUGGUGUUUCAUAUGUCGUGUCUUUUGUGGGAUUGCAGAUCAAACACUUUGAAGAAAACAUUUCAUCCAAGUAGAUGUUUUUUCAAAAUGUUGUCCUCCCGAUUCAAGCCUUAAACAGCUUUGCCAGGAUCUAAAUUUAUAUUCUUGUUGCUCCCCAGAGAUGCAUAUCACAACCAUUUUACAAUUUUUUCCCCCGUUUUCUUUGACCACUGUUUCUUGUGACUAUAGAGUUAGAUUGCUUCUUAGCUUCCAGCCCGCAGCUAUUUAGAUCUCUGAAAGAUAAGUACUCGUCUUACUUCUGCUUCUGCCCUUUCAGAGAUACAUUCGGCAGGCAAGAAAGCUAUUAAGCAAAGAAAAUAUUAGUCAGUCCUGUCAAAAUGUUUUGGCUCCUUUCAGCUGUAACCAGAUGGGGUGAGGCUGUUUAUCAGCCAUGUGUCUCCCUUAGAGCAAAAAAUGGUUUGUAUUGCAGACUGAAAAAUGUUUGAAGGCCUUUCAUUUAUUUAACUUUGGACAGUUUUGUAAUGUAUUAAGACUGUCUCCUAAUAACGUGCCCUAAGACUGUUUGAAGGUGUAAUGUUGAAAAUAAACAAGCUUUAACCAUC